GGCGCCGCUCUCCAGCACUAUGACCAAGUAGCAGCGGCAAAAGUGUAUCAUAUCUAACUUUUAACUUUGUUGGCGUAAAACCCGCUGUGUCGCCAUGGCUUUCCCGUCAUCAUGGCAAACAGAAGAAGAGUCCCCCGGGACAGACACGGGAUGAUUUCCUAGCCAGUCGCUAAAUUUAGGAAAAGUGCGUUUUUGGGUGUAACUUUGCCCGUACACCGGUAGUUGAAACGCACCCACGUCGGGGCCUCGGGAAAGGAUGUCUCAUGGCAGAAGGAUCGGUCAGCUCUGGGAGCACGGGUCCAACCCUCCAAACCAGGGACCCUCAACUCAACGCCAGCAGUUCCACGACGAUGAAGCGGCGUAUGGCGGACUACUCUGGAAGUGACUGAAUGGUUGGACGUGCACGGUUGUACUGAGACAGUGAGUUUUGGAGCGUAAAGGCCACCCUUGUGUCUCUUGCUCUCUCCGGUUCUGCUACAGGCGAGCCGUUCAAACUGCGACCACACCCUCCGCGCUUCCUGGUGCCGCGCUCCUUGCAGCGGGAGCGGCGCGUUGCAACGCUACUGCGACUUUCGCUUUUUUGGGGGGGGGGGGAUCUCCGUUUCGUUUUUAUUUUGGAGUGAGUGACUUAGCCCCGUGUGCUGCAUUAUUAGACUUGUACACGCACACACCCCGUGGCUUGCAGAGCAGCAGGUUAUGGAUCGCCGGACCCACUGCUACACAGGAUAUGCGGGUGUGCACACUCCUCUCUCUGGAGUUGAGAUGAAGAAGGCGUAUGGUGGACAAUGCCAGUGGAAAUAAGACUACCCGACGCGCUACUUUCUGAUACUGGAUUGCAUAUGAAAAAGAAAAGAUUGAAAGUCGUCGGAGUCGUGGUGUCGUGUCUCCGGACGUUUUGCUCCUAGUGGAUUUACUUGUGUGGGACUCAUGGGAUGAUGAUGUCCAGCGGUCCAGCGGUGAAGAGAAACCCGGGCCCGGGUGGCACCCGGUUCAUAACAAGCAUGACUCUGUUUCUCAGUCCACUUGGGCCGAUCAAACUCAAUGGGGAUAACUUGGAUAAGUACUCGGUGCUGUUGCGUCCUACUUGCUCCCAUGCAAGUAGACAGACAAUAGUUGUCUUGAUUACGGCAUUGUAGGAAACAAAGCAACACAAACAGAGAAGCUGAGACAGAGUCAUCUAUUGGGAAUGUAUCCCAAUCAAAAACGUGGUGGCUCGGGCAAGUCAGCCAGCGACGGGUCCACCAGUGCACCGAGCGGCAGCCUGCAGCAGAGGAAGAGGCUCUCCUCGGUCUGUGACAUCUGUAAGGGCAAGAUGCAGCUGGUGGCGGACCUCCUGCUGCUCUCCAGCGAGACGCGGCCGGUCAUGAGCUCGGAGGGCGUGGCCGUGGCGGAGACCUUCGAGCAGUGCCGCGACACGGUGAUCGCCCGCACCAAGGAGCUGUCCAUCCUCACCCACGACAUCCAGAGCCAGCUCAACAUGGGCCGCUUCACCGAGGUGGGCGACCGGCUGCUGGAGAUGGGCGACCUGGUGGUGUCGCUCACCGAGUGCUCGGCGCACGCCGCCUACCUGGCGGCGGUGGAGACGCCGGGCUCCCAGCCCUGCCAGCCGGGCCUGGUGGACCGCUACAAGGUGACCCGCUGCCGCCACGAGGUGGAGCAGAGCUGCGGCGUGCUGCGGGUCACGCCGCUGCCCGACCUCUCGCCGCAGCUCCUGCUGGAGCUGUCGCAGAACAUGUCGGCCAACCUCAAGACUCUCACGGACUCCUCGUCGCUGGCCAGCGAGCGCUCGCGCGACCGCUUCGCCAAGGAGCAGUUCAAGCUCGGCGUGAAGAGCAUGAGCACCAGCGGCACGGCGUUCCUGGCGUGCGUGCGCGAGGUGAAGAACCAGCCCAGUGAGCUGACGCGCAGCCGCUGCGUGCUGUUCAGCGCCGCCCUGGUGCAGGCGGUCAACGCGCUGGUGGGCUUCGCCACGGAGCCCCAGUUCCUGGGCCGGGCGGCCAGCAUCUCCGGCGAGGGCAAGGGGGUGCAGACGGCGGUGCUGGGGGGCGCCAUGAGCGUGGUGUCGGCCUGCGUCCUCCUGACUCAGGGGCUGCGCGACGUGGCCCAGCAUCCCGAGAGCAGCUCCAAGAUGGCCGACUACCGGGAGCGGCUGCGGAACUCUGCGUGCGCCGUGUCGGACGGCUGCACGCUGCUCUCCCAGGCGCUGCGGGAGCGGUCGUCGCCCCGGACGCUGCCGCCCGUCAACUCCCAUUCUGUGAAUUAGUUUAGAGAGAGAGAGAGAGAGCGCCCGAAUUACAACCCACCUCGCCGCCCUCCCUACGACGGCGAUACCAAAGAGACUUGCUUGGUUCGGCCCUCGAUUCGUCAGGUUUUAGAGGAGGCAGUCGAGGAAGGCAGCCCAAGGGUCCGCUUUCGGACGUAUCAGAACGUUCAACCGUGGUUGAAGUUGUUUUUCUAAGAGCACACACAUACAGUUUGCAAAGGUGUUGCGUCGCGCUGGAUGUGACCAAAAAAACCUUCCUAAGAAAAUAAAGAUAAGUGACCCUGUGGUCAUCGGCAGCCUGAUCCACGCUCCUCGGGGCCUCUUUCGCUAUGAAGACGGCUAAUGUCUCGAAACCUAAAACGUUUACCUCAGUUUUCAGAUCUGAUGAAAACAACAGCGUCGAUGGAUGGAUGUAGCCUUGAUGUGUAAACCUAUGGUUGGGUGGCCUGUACGAGUACUCAUACGUACGUUUGCAAGUUGGGAAGAUUGUGUAACUGAUUGGGUUUCUUUUCCGACGAGUGUGAAUUUUCAAAGGGUGGUAGCUGCUGUGAGUGUGUGCCAUAGGUUUUACACUAUUUACCGGACUUACAAUAGUAUUUUAAUGUGUCUCUUUUGAUCAUGCAUGUAAAGGAGUAUUUAUUUCAACUAUUAAAAUGAUGUUUCAGAUAAUAACGUUUGUCAAGAGUAGUGCCUUGUCCAAGGAUUAUUUAUGUUGGUAUGCUGUGUUGUCCACGUAAAUACCCUUAUCCUUUUAAAACUAUUGAAUUAUUUUGCUACAGGAUAGUGGAGUGACUGGGCAUGUGACACCUUUGACUUCCAGCCAAAAGGUUCUUGUCUUGGUAGUAUUAGGAUCCAUUCCCAAUGUCCACAUUGAGCAAAAGGCCUAACAAAGUAAAGUACAAAUAUAUGAAAACUGUCCAAAUAGUCCAAUUUGUUUUCUUGCAGAAUGUGUGGGGCUAUUUACAGCAUUGUUAAACCGGUGACACAAGUCACUCGACCGUGAACAGGGCUAAAUAAAAAAUCCUGUUCCUCCUGUUAUCGGUUCAACAUAACGCCCCACCAAUAUGAUUCACUUGGUAUUAAAAUAUAUAUAGUCUCAUUCAAAAUGUUAUUAGCACUGUAUCCUUUAAAUUUUACCUACCACUGCUACAGAUCAAUUGUUACACUUGACUGUUGGUCUCAGGUCUUUUGUGUUUCUAUUUGAACGAAAAUUAUAGUCAAAACGUGUCACUGAAUAAGUAACAGCAGUCUCUUGUUGCCUCUGCCCUCAAGCUCUAACCGUGAAGUGAAGAAGCUCAUCACUUCCUUCCUACGUGGGUGAAGUUUUCAAUCAGUGGGAUAGGUAACCUAAAAAAAUAAAUAAUAUGAUUCAGAGGGUGCUACAAACUGUCAACUAUCGGAGAGAGAUUCGACCACACGUUGUUCCCCGGUCAGUCUACACCACCCCGGUCUUCUCUUGUGUACUGCCCUCAACUAACACAUUCCUGGCAGGCCCCUGGCAGAUAACAUGGGCAUGGUGGAACCUUCGAAGGCUGCUAUCUUCGGCUCCGCAGAGUAACCCACGUUGAACGGUUUCCUCUGCACAGAGACACCGCUUCGCCCUGCUUGUCCUGGCCCGGGGCUUCUCCUCAAGCGCCUGUAAGCCCGAGGUCUUGACAGAACCGGCAGCCCCCAAAUCCUGCUUUAAUGAAAGUUUAUUGUGUUGAGUCCUGCACACCGCUGCAUUACGACGGGAGUUUAUUCCAAUCCAGCACGAAGAUAGCACGUCGACCGUUCUACGAUUCAAGGUGCGUUUCUUUGUGAGGAAAGGAGAUAAUGCCAUUCAAAUGAUGAUUAAGGAAACUGCUAUCCCACACUUUAUUGUGAAGGCUUUCCCUGACCUUUAGCAGAUAAAUAGCCACUGUAUAAACCGAGCACAAUGAAUAUAAAUGACUCUGACCACUUUACUGGAAUCUCUAUAACUUAUGCAAAGUCAGAGGUUGAGCAACGGGAACACGAGGGCAUUAAUAAAUAACUACUACACAAAUACUACUGUUAAAAAGGGGACAAACUCCUCACACACACACUCUAUAAUAAAAAAAAAAGUGAAUUGGAGUAAAAGGGAACUGAUAAAUGUUUGAGUGUUGCUGGAUGGAGCAUGGUUUGACCGUGGGCCACAGGUCAUCCAGCCUGUGAGACCAUGA
Gadus chalcogrammus (walleye pollock) is the source of this 4446-nucleotide messenger RNA. It is a transcript of the gene tlnrd1, whose product is annotated as talin rod domain containing 1. The record is from RefSeq and is a predicted model, not a curated record. Gene Ontology annotation, molecular function: actin binding. The transcript has 2 exons. The coding region runs from base 1187 to 2263 and encodes 358 amino acids. Lineage: Eukaryota; Metazoa; Chordata; Actinopteri; Gadiformes; Gadidae.